GAGUCCAAAUUUUUUAAAAACGGUCCAGAGAAGAUCAAAUUACAGUUGUCACAAGAGGUUGCCCUAGCCGUGGUGAUCUGCGUGGUGAAAUAACGUUGUUUGGUAAUCUUUGUUUUCUAAAUCUCGGCGGUCAUAGCCUAUUCCUCGCAGUGGAGACGAGGCAAUGAAUUUGUGAGCUGAGUUGCCUAAAUUCAUUCAACCAUGGAGAACGAAGAUGGACGAGAUGCAAAAUGCUACAAGACCCCUGAAGAGUUUCGAGAAGUUGAGGUGGAGCCACUUGUCAAAGAGUCACUUUCAGACACAACAGAAUUGUGGCUUAUUCAGAUGCCUCUAACUCAAUUUGAACCUGCAGACUUUCAGGGGAAAGAGUUAUCAAUUAAAUUGCCUGAAGCAGAGGGCUGGAUGGGAUCUUUGGAAAAUUCUCGUGGGAAAUCAUAUGAUAUGUACUGUUUGGGUAAUCAGGGAAUGGAACCUUUUGCUUUUCUGCCAAGAUCCUCAACAUCUAUGGGAGUUCGAAAGAUUUCCCGUCAAAUUUGCCUUCUAAAUGCUAAAACAGAAAAUGGGAAUGCACCUGGAAGAGCAGAUAGCUCAGUUGGUUUGGUUUCCAAAACUCAAGACCAUAUAAAAAGAGAAGGUAUAUCUCAGGACCCGGGAAGAUUAGUGGGGAGUGUCGGUCAGAAAGGUUCGCAUGCUGUAAGUGGAAUCACUUCUGAAGGUGAGGAACCUUCAACUAAGAAGAGGGCUAAGUUCUCUAAAGACGAAGGGAUAAAUGGGACACCAGCUGCUUCACGUUUGAGAAACUUGGAAGAAAGUGGGGCCUAUGAUUCUAGUUUGCAACAAAGUCAGAGCUAUAAGACUAAUGAAGUUAGAGUGGAAUAUUCCACUGGGAUGAAAAAGAAAAAACGCAAGUCAAAUAGUGAAGAUUAAUCAUUAUACAACUGUGAUAUUCCCUAGCGUUUUAUAUUGAAAUGUUCCUAGGGUUUAAUAUUUUGCCCUAACCAGAUGUAAUGUUUCCUUUUUAAUUUGACUGUUACAAAUAUUUCUGUUGCUUUAAAUUCAGUUAUCUUUCCCUC
Messenger RNA from Cryptomeria japonica (Japanese cedar), 1073 nucleotides. RefSeq lists its product as uncharacterized. The transcript has 6 exons. Bases 202 to 927 code for a protein of 241 amino acids. NCBI's taxonomy places the organism in Eukaryota, Viridiplantae, Streptophyta, Pinopsida, Cupressales, Cupressaceae. The record is from RefSeq and is a predicted model, not a curated record.